This is a messenger RNA of Coregonus sp. 'balchen', 10084 nucleotides long. The record is from the annotation of a GenBank genome assembly. NCBI's taxonomy places the organism in Eukaryota, Metazoa, Chordata, Actinopteri, Salmoniformes, Salmonidae.
AUGGUGAUGAAGUCAUCAGUAGAGGAUGACGAUGGGGGAUGGGGACUGGGCGUCCCAGAGAAGAUGAGGAACAAUGCAAACUGGGUGGACAUUACACAUGAAUUUAAAGGGGCAUGCAAAGGUAAAAACUGUGUGUGUCUGUCUGUGUGUUCUCUUACAUGUGUUAACAGUUUUUCAGGAUGUGCUGAUGAUGUGAGUUGUGUCUCAGGGUUUUUUUAUACUUGCUCCUCUCAUUUGUUUGCUGACCAGUUCUGAAAUGCCUUCCCUGGUAAAUGAGGUUUCUCAUCAAAAGAUUAGUGUAAAUCUGCACAACCAGUAAAAGAAAGCCCAAUACAGUAAAGUCAUUCCUAAUGUAGACCCAGUGUUUUCAGCUCUGUGGGAAUUUGGCGCCACCAGUCUGAAAUGCAACCUGAACCCCAUUGACAUCAACACAUGACUAAGUAAAAAUUAAACUUAAGUGGAACUUAGGAUUCACACCUUAGUCAAACUCCUGUUUGAGGAUGAGUUCCUGUGUACCUCUUCAUACAUACGGGUGUUAUACACUGUACUACUGUAACACAAAUAUACUGCUCUGGCUUUUAUCACUAUAGUUCAGAUGACUGAGUACUUUUGCAUUUGUUUUCUCAUGUGUUGUAUUUACAGAGCUCAACCUUGGGGAGUUGCUCCAUGACAAGUUGUGAGUAUGAGUGUUUCUGUUUGUUUCACACACUGUUUGUUCUAUGGACCAUUAGUUGAAAUGUGUUGUUUUAGUGAAAUACUGAAGUGCUUGCAGUCUGCGUCAUACAUGCAUACUGGGUAUCUAUCACUAGACAACACACACACACAGCUUUAGGUCUUUCUAAUGGCACCGUCUUCAGCAGGUUUGGCCUGUUCGAGGCUAUGUCUGCCAUUGAGAUGAUGGACCCCAAGAUGGACGCAGGGAUGAUUGGCAACCAGGUCAACAGGAAAGUCCUCAACUUUGAACAGGCAGUCAAGGUAUGGCUCUGAUUCCUGGAGAUUCAGACUGUGAAAUGAAAAUGUUGGUCUUAUGUUUAACCUUUAGGUAGGUGCAUUAUAGUCCAUAAAGACUCUCCCCCUCCUCUCCCCUCGCUUUCAUAUCCUUCUUUCCCUCGCUGUCGCUCGCUCUCUCUUCUCUUUUUUUGUCUCUCUCCUGUCUUGCUCUCUCUAGGAUGGUGCCAUCAGAGUAAGGGACCUCAGUUUUCCUGAGCUGAUUGGGAUCAUGGACACCUGUUUCUGCUGCUUGGUCAGUUGUAUUGCCUUAUCAAUACCAAACUGUAUCAACCAACUAUGCAUAAUAAGUAUGUUUAAGUUGUGUGUAUGUGUAGAUCACCUGGCUGGAGGGCCACUCCCUAGCCCAGACAGUGUUCACCUGCCUGUACGUCCACAACCCCGACCUGAUCGAGGACCCCGCCCUCAAGGCCUUCACUCUGGGCAUCCUCAAGGUAUGCGACAUCGCCCGCGAGAAGGUCAACAAAGCCGCCGUGUUCGAGGAGGUAAGCCAUUUGGUCUCUUUGGGCUUUUGCACUGAACACAUUCACACUCUCUCACACACACACACACACACACUGUCACGCCAAAGAAAUUGGCAAGACACUACCAACAGAUCUGGGACCAGGGUAACACACACUGUCUCUAUACCUCCUAUAGUCCCGUCUAUGGGACACAGUCAACCUACAGUGCAUUCGCAAAGUAUUCUGACCCCUUGACUUUUUCCACAUUUUGUUACGUUACAGUCUUAUUCUAAAAUAGAUUAAAUUGUUUUUUCCCCUCAUCAAUCUACACACAAUACCCCAUAAUGACAACGCAAAAACACGUUUUUAGAAAUGUUAGCAAAACAAAACACAUAACAUUUACAUACGUAUUCAGACCCUUUACUAGUACUUUGUUGAAGCACCUUUGGCAGCGACUUAUCCCGAAGCCACUCCUGCGUUGUCUUGGCUGUGUGCUUAGGGCCUUGUCCUAUUGGAAGGUGAACCUUCGCUCCAGUCUGAACCUUCGCCCCAGGUUGUCAUCAAGGAUCUCUGUACUCUGCUCCGUUCAUCUUUCCCUCGAUCCUGACUAGUCUACCAGUCCCUGCCACUGAAAAACAUGCCCACAGCAUGAUACUGCCACCACCAUGCUUCACUGUAGGGAUGGUGCCAGGUUUCCUCCAGACGUGACGCUUGGCAUUCAGGUCAAAAAGUUCAAACUUGGUUUCAUCAGACUAGAGCAUCUUGUUUCUUAUGGUCUGAAUCCUUUAGGUGCCUUUUGGCAAACUCCAAGCGGGCUGUCAUGUGCCUUUUACUGAGGAGUGGCUUCCGUCUGGCCACUCUACCAUAAAGGCCUGAUUGGUGGAGUGCUGCAGAGAUGGUUGUGCUUCUGGAAGGUUCUCCCAUCUCCACAGAGGAACUCUGGAGCUCUGUCAGAGUGACCAUUGGGUUCUUGGUCACCUCCCUAACCAAGGCCCUUCUCCCCCGAUUGCUCAGUUUGUCCGGGUGGCCAGCGCUAGGAAGAAUCUUGAAGGUUCCAAACUUCUUCCUUUUAAGAAUGAUGGCGGCUACUGUGUUCUUGGGGACCUUCAAUGCUGAAGAAAUGUUUUGGUACCCUUCCCCAGAUCUGUGCCUCGACACAAUCCUGUCUCUGACCUCUACGGACAUUUCCUUCGACCUCAUGGCUUGGUUUUUGCUCUGACAUGCACUGUCAAGUGUGGGACCUUAUAUAGACAGGUGUGUGCCUUUCCAAAUCAUGUCCAAUCAGUUGAAUUUACCACAGGUGGACUCCAAUCAAGUUGUAGAAACAUCUCAAGGAUGGUCAAUGGAAACAGGAUGCACCAGAGCUCAAUUUCGAGUCUCAUAGCAAAGGGUCUGAAUACUUAUGUAAAUAAGGUAUUUAUGUAUUUAUUUAUUUAUUUUUUGCAAAAAUAUCUAAUAACCUUUCUCUUUGUCAUUAUGGGGUAUUUUUAUUUAAUCAAUUUUAGAAUAAGGCUGUAACGUAACAAAAUGUUGAAAAAAUCAAGGGGUCUGAAUACUUUGCGAAUGCACUGUAUGUCCCACUGUUCCUCCUAGGUCUUCUGAUCUGAAACAACACAUAGUUUAGUUCAAGGAGUAAUAUUUAAGAUCCUGUUCUAUGUCCUGUCUCUAGGAAGAUUUCCAGGCCAUGACGUACGGCUUCAAGAUGGCCAACAAUGUGACAGACCUGCGGGUUACAGGUGAUGUUCAUGUGAUGGCUUAAGUCGGUGUUGUGUUCCAUGUUUGGCAUUGCAGGUAUAAAAUAAUAAUGUAGUGCUGUGUGUGUGCCAAGUUAACUUUAUAUAUGUCAAUGGCACCAACAGGUAUGCUAAAGGAUGUGGAGGAAGAGUUACAGAGGAGAGUUAAGGUACAUGCAUACUACUGUCUUCACCAUCCACUAACACCUGAACUCUCCCUCAUAUCAAGGUCUAAAUUCUUAACUCCUCACAACCGGUGAGAAUACAUCUAACAACUGAACACGACUAGACUCUGGCAGAGUGACGAAUUAAUGUCUCUUAUACUUACUUAUCUGAGAUGGCCGCUAUUGUAUACAACUCUUUGUACCACCUACAUAACUCCACAGCUCGUCCGUCAUACGUUGUCUCCUCUUCCUCUCUCUCUUUUCCCUCUGUCAUUACCCUCUUUUUUUCUCUCCCCUUCAUCUCCUGUAGAGCACACGCAGUCGCCAGGGUGAGCAGCGGGACCCAGAGGUGGAGUUGGAGGUAAGACUAUCAGUCACUCUGUCCCUAUGAGUAUACCAACCAGUCAAUGGAAGAGGUCAAUGGAACUCAACCCAAACAAUGGAAAUGCCAUGAAAAUGCAUGGGGGAAAGAUCCCGAAUCUCCUCAUUGCCCCCCCAGCAAAAUGGGCCUACAUUUAGGCUUGUUUAUAUGUGUAUUUCACACUAUGUUGAGGUAAAAAUCUGAGUAUAAUGCUUAUAUGGAUGUCAACCCCAAUACAUGUUCAUGUCAUCGACACCAAUCAACUGCAUUGCAGUUAAAAACUACUUUGACUACCACCACCGAUUUCUGUAUGUUAGCUAUGCUACCAGCUUAUACGAACAGGACUUCGCAUUUAGCUGUCACUUCUUCUAAACCUGAAAAGGAACUACUUCUAAAUGUUAUGCAGCGAAAACAGCCAAAUAGGACUUUAGUAACCACAUUGUGGGUCUAUUGCAAUACAUCAAUAAUGACGGAUUUGACAAAUAUCUAUCCACUUUGUUAGAUUUGUUGAAUGUUUGCCAAUCCGGCAUCCUCCUUCUAUCCCCCACGGUUUGCAUUCCAUUGACCUCUUUACCGCAUCUAUGGCCCAAUCUCAAAUCGACCCCUAAACCUUAUGCCCUAUGCUCUUGUGGAGAUCUAAGAGGAUUUGAUAGGUGUUCGUAAUAUGGUGAAAAUCCCACCUAUUCUAUCAGAGGACAACUUAUAACCUUAUCUCUACAUCCAAUUCUAUCAGGGUGCAUAGGCUGUAGUGUAGGGGUCAAUUUGGGAUUAGCAAAAUCUAUUACCUCUGCCUUCUGCCCUGCCCAGUCCACCAGAGUGUGGGAGUGAGGCAGCCUUUCAGUGAGACAAGCCUGGAAUUUGCAACUGUUAAAAAAAUAACAAAUCCCCCAAAAUGGAGAGGUCUCUGGGUGGUCGGAAUGAACAUUUUACGACAGGGCUAAAUCUGUGUGUCCCUAGUGCCUACAAAAUACUGAGUGUACAAAACAUUAGGAACACCUUCCUAAUAUUAUUAACAAUUAGUCCGGGCAUGGACUCUACAAGGUGCCGAAAGCGUUCCACAGGGAUGCUGGCCCUGUUGACAUCAAUGCUUCCCACAGUUGUCAAGUUGGCUGGAUGUCCUGUGGGUGGUGGACAAUUCUUGAUACACACGGGAAACCUAGCAGCGUUGUAGUUUGUGAUAAACUCAAACCGGUGCGCCUGGCACCUACUACCAUAACCUGUUCAAAGGCACUUAAAUAUUUUUUCUCGCCCAUUCACCCUCUGAAUGGCACACAUACGCAAUCCAUGUCUCAAUUGUCUGAAGGCUUAAAAAUCCUUCUUUAACUUGUCUCCUCCCCUUCAUCUACACUGAUUGAAGUGGAUUUAACAGGUGACAUCAAUAAGGGAUCAUUGCUUUCACCUGGAUUCACCUGGUCAGUCUAUGUCAUGGAAAGAGCAGGUGUUCCUAAUGUUUUGCACACUGUAUAGUGUGUGUUUGCAAGUGUGUGUGUGAGAGACACUGUGCGUGACUGUGUUAACCUGUUUCCUUGCCUCCUUUCUCAGCAUCAGCAGUGUUUGGCACUUUUCAGUCGGAUCAAGUUCACACGCCUUCUACUGACAGCACUGAUCGCCUUCACGAAAAAAGAGGUAACUCAAAUCAAAUGUAUUUAUAAAGCCCUUUUUACGUCAACAGAUGUCAAAGUGCUUAUACAGAAACCCAGCCUAAAACCCCAAACUGCAAGCAAUGCAGAAGCGGUGCCGAUGUAGAAGCACACCACACACUUUUAGCUUAGCUUUACAAAAAAAUGAAUAAAUGGUUGAUUUAUUUGAUUGAGCGUGUGAUGUCAUGUUGGCUCUGUCAGACCAGCUCAGUGAGUGAAGCUCAGAAACUCAUGCAGCAGGCGGCAGAUCUCCUCCCAGCUCUCCGCUCCAGCAUCGAACAUGGCAUUCAGUCCCAGAACGAUACUACUAAAGGAGGUAACACCCACAAACACACUCCACCAUGGCACCUAGGCCCAAUUUCUCACUCACUACCAUAAGAGGGAAUGCUUCACUCACGUAGAAAAACUUGGACUGCAAGUGAACCACUCACAGUUCUGAACCCUGACCUCGCCCCUGCGUUCCAGAUCACCCGAUCAUGAUGGGGUUUGAACCGCUGGUGAACCAGAGACUGCUGCCCCCCACCUUCCCCCGCUACGCCAAGAUCAUCAAGAGGGAGGAGAUGGUCAACUACUUCAGCAAGCUCAUCGACCGCAUUAAGACCGUGUGCGAGGUCAUCAAUACAACUAACCUACAUGGAAUUCUGGUACGGGCCAAUCAUUUGCUGAACGACAGUGAGGGGGAAAAAGUAUUUGAUCCCCUGCUGAUUUUGUACGUUUGCCCACUGACAAAGACAUGAUCAGUCUAUAAUUUUAAUGGUAGAUUUAUUUGAACAGUGAGAGACAGAAUAACAACAAAAAAAUCCAGAAAAACGCAUGUCAAAAAUGUUAUAAAUUGAUUUGCAUUUUAAUGAGGGAAAUAAGUAUUUGACCCCUCUGCAAAACAUGACUUACUACUUGGUGGCAAAACCCUUGUUGGCAAUCACAGAGGUCAGAUGUUUCUUGUAGUUGGCCACCAGGUUUGCACACAUCUCAGGAGGGAUUUUGUCCCACUCCUCUUUGCAGAUCUUCUCCAAGUCAUUAAGGUUUCGAGGCUGACAUUUGGCAACUCGAACCUUCAGCUCCCUCCACAAUGGGAUUAAGGUCUGGAGACUGGCUAGGCCACUCCAUGACCUUAAUGUGCUUCUUCUCAAGCCACUCCUUUGUUGCCUUGGCCGUGUGUUUUGGGUCAUUGUCAUGCUGGAAUACCCAUCCACGAACCAUUUUCAAUGCCCUCGCUGAGGGAAGGAGGUUCUCACCCAAGAUUUGACGGUACAUGGCCCCGUCCAUCGUCCCUUUUAUGCGGUGAAGUUGUUCUGUCCCCUUAGCUUUCUUGAGCAGGGGGACCUUGCGGGCGCUGCAGGAUUUCAGUCCUUCACGGCGUAGUGUGUUACCAAUUGUUUUCUUGGUGACUAUGGUCCCAGCUGCCUUGAGAUCAUUAACAAGAUCCUCUCAUGUAGUUCUGGGCUGAUUCCUCACCGUUCUCAUGAUCAUUGCAACUCCACGAGGUGAGAUCUUGCAUGGAGCCCCAGGCAGAGGGAGAUUGACAGUUAUUUUGUGUUUCUUCCAUUUGCGAAUAAUCGCACCAACUGUUGUCACCUUCUCACCAAGCUGCUUGGCGAUGGUCUUGUAGCCCAUUCCAGCCUUGUGUAGGUCUACAAUCUUGUCCCUGACAUCCUUGGAGAGCUCUUUGGUCUUGGCCAUGGUGGAGAGUUUGGAAUCUGAUUGAUUGAUUGCUUCUGUGGACAGGUGUCUUUUAUACAGGUAACAAGCUGAGAUUAGGAGCACUCCCUUUAAGAGUGUGCUCCUAAUCUCAGCUCGUUACCUGUAUAAAAGACACCUGGUAGCCAGAAAUCUUUCUGAUUGAGAGGGGGUCAAAUACUUAUUUCCCUCAUUAAAAUGCAAAUCAAUUUAUAUCAUUUUCGACAUGUGUUUUUCUGGAUUUUGUUGUUGUUAUUCUGUCUCUCACUGUUCAAAUAAACCUACCAUUAAAAUUAUAGACUGAUCAUUUCUUUGUCAGUGGGCAAAUGUACAAAAUCAGCAGGGGAUCAAAUAGUUUUUUCCCUCACUGUAUAUCUGUAAAUACUACAAUAAUUUUGACAAUACUAUUGUACUUCAACAUUACUGUAAUAUUACAUUCUGACAAUACUUCUGUAAUGGUCUACCUGUUGUUCGAACAUUUGUUAAAGGUUGUAGUAAUGUCGUUUUAAUGUUCUGCUUUCAGGACUUUUUCUGUGAGUUCAGUGAGCAGUCCCCCUGCGUCCUCUCCAGGUCUCUGCUGCAGGUAAGGAACAUUCUCCCUCAUGAUUGGUGCAUCUGUACAAUUCUCUGGUCCAGUUCUGAUGAAUCCCCUCCCUGUCUCUAGACAACGUUCCUGAUCGAUAAUAAGAAAGUGUUUGGGACCCAACCAAUGCAGGACAUGAUCAAAGAUGCUCUGAGGUACUUCGUCAGCCCACCAGUGCUCUCCUCCAAGUAAGUCAUUGAAGAUUGGAGUGCUUCUUUCUAUGGCCCUACCUUCAAAUGCUUUAGAAAUGCAUCCUUCCUUCCUAGAAGUCAUUAGAGAUCUGAAUUGGUUUGAGUGGUAUUUGUAAUAUGGUGGCAAUCUUGCUUUCACCUAUCAAAUACCUCAAGGAAAUAAGGAAGGAUGCAUUUCUGAGGUAUUAGAGUUCAAGCUCUAUCUCAGUCUUUUGAACUGACUGUUCCCUGCGGUGCCUCUGCAGGUGCUGCCUGUAUAAUAACCACCAGGCCAAGGACUACAUUGACUCCUUUGUCGCACACUGCUCGAGGGUAAGUCACCUGGCUGUGUUCCAAUACACCUUCUCUAUAUUAAUGCCACAAUCCUUCAUUCGUUUUUGUCCAGCCCAAAUGGCACCCCCUCCACUUGGUUAGCUAUAAAGCUGAGGUACAUUUAACCACUCAAAUGCAUACAUUAAGCUGUGGCUCUGACCGUCCUUGAGAUCAACAUGAUAGUUGUAAACAUAAUUUGAAGCUGUUUAAAAAAAUAUAUAUAUAUUGUUUUCAAACAAUGGACUAAAACAACCCUGGUCGGUUUCCCUGCAGCCCUUUUGCAGUCUCAUCCAGAUCCACGGACACAACCGCGCUCGGCAGAGAGACAAACUAGGCCACAUCCUGGAGGAGUUUGCCACACUGCAGGAUGAGGUGAGUGAGAAUGCAUUGCUGUUUAGUGAUGUAAAUGAUCUUAUGUGUGUGUGGACGCGCUCGACUGUAUGUUGCUGAACUCCUGUGGUUGACUGAUGCGGUGUGGGGGCGCCACCUGCAGGCAGAGAAGGUGGAUGCGGCGCUGCACAGCCUGCUGAUGAAGCUGGAGCCCCAGAGACAGCACCUGGCCUGCCUGGGGACCUGGAUCCUCUACCACAACCUGCGCAUCAUGAUCCAGUACCUGCUCAGCGGCUUCGAGCUGGAACUCUACAGCAUGCACGAGUACUACUACAUCUACUGGUGAGGAGUGUGUUCCAAAGUGCCGUAAGAAAGUGUGUUCCAUGUGUACACUUGACUGAUGUGUGCGUGCUGUAAGAAAAUAUGUUCGGUGUUCACUUGAUUGAGGUAUGCUUGACUGAGGUGUGUGUGUGUGUAGGUAUCUGUCAGAGUUCCUGUAUGCGUGGCUCAUGUCCACUCUGAGUCGGGCGGACAGCUCUCAGUUGGCUGAGGAGCGCCUCCUGGAGGAGCAGCAGAAAGGACGCAGCAGCAAGAAAACCAAGAAGAAGAAGAAAGGUCAAGGAGGUCAGGAUCAAAUCAUACAUUAUUUACAUUGAAUUUAAUCCAUCUGGUACUACACUGCCGCCCCAUCCAUAACUCGCUCCUCAAUAAGAAUGUGUUUUCACCUGCAGCUCGCCCCCUCAGCAGAGAAAUCACCAUGAGCCAAGCCUACCAAAACAUGUGUGCUGGCAUGUACAAGGUAAGUGUACACAGACUUGUCCUAAACAUGUUACGUGUACUACAGAAACACUGAACUCCUGUCUCUGGUGCAGACUAUGAUAGCUCUGGAUAUGGACGGGAAGGUACGGAAGCCCCUGUUUGAGUUGGACAGCGAGCAGGUGCGCUACGAGCAUCGCUUUGCCCCCUUCAACAGCGUGGUCACUCCCCCGCCAGUCCAUUACAUCCAGUUCAAGGUACAGUAGUGUUACCAACCGUCGCUAGCUAUGAUUGUGUGCAUGCGUCUGUGGUGCAUUCCAGGUUGACUUAAAUUGCAGACAUGCUGCACAGAAUCUACAUGUUAUAGCGGAAAUAAAGACUACCUUUAACGUCACCUGUGCCUCUCGAUUUAUGUCGGCUGUAGGAGAUGUCUGAUCUGAAGAAGUACAGUCCUCCUCCCCAGUCAGCUGACCUCUACAUGGCGGCCAGUAAACACUUCCAGCAGGCCAAACUGAUCCUGGAGAACGUCCCCAGCCCUGACCCAGAGGUCAGCAAGCCCUUUAACCCCUAAUAGUAACAGAGGUUGUGCCUUAAGUUUGUGGGUCUACGUUUUCGUUUUUUAAUUUCCAUUGCUGGUUGUUGCAGGUGAAUCGCAUCCUAAAAGUGGCCAAGCCCAACAUUGUGGUCAUGAAGCUACUUGCCGGCGGGCACAAGAAGGAAACAAAGGUAACAACAUAAUGCCAGGAGCAAAACAUGCCACAAAAUAUUUGGAAAUUGAAACAUUUCUGGGGCAUUAUUGUGAUUCAAUGGUACUCCCCAUCUCUAGGUACUACCGGAGUUUGAUUUCUCCGCUCACAAGUACUUCCCUGUGGUCAAGAUCAUCUGA